AUGUAUGACAUUACCUACCAUGUUCAUGAACAGAGAGCUGACAGUGACGAGCUCGAUCCCUCCUUCUUCCAUGAGAUCGAAGAAAGGUUUAAGUCUGGCGAUGAUUCUCAAAAGCUGCUCUCCUCUCCACCUCCCGAGCAGCACACUGAGUUCAGCCCAGAUGAUGAUGGCACAACAUUUUUGGAUUCAGUCAUGCCAAAUACUUCUAACAUCGGAAGGAGGGACUUCGAAUCCAUGACCCACGAGUGUUCAGGCAAUGUUUUGAAGACUGUGCUGCAUGACAUCACUUUCGAAGACGAGGAUCAGAUUUUGGAGCAGAAAAGCGACCCAUCUUUGGAUGCUCUGAAAUUCAUUCAAAAUGCUCGAGAAGAUUCGAAGAAAGGAGAUGAUGGCGCUGAAAGGGGAGGAGAAGAGAAACAUGUCAAUGCUCAGAGUGAUUCUAUUCUCAUCACAAGCUUGCAAGGAUACAGCCUUGUUGCACCAAGGGGAAAGUGCCUGGGACAUUGCUUCGUAGAAGAAGCGUGUCGGAGAGGAGCAACUGUAUCGUUGAAGCCGAUAGAAUCUGAGAAAUCCGUCAUAGAGACGUUGCAAAAAGAAAGGAGAGUGAUCUACUCACUCAACGAGAGAUUUUUUGUUUUGACGAUGAUCAGAAUUCCAAUCCCGAUCUCGGAUUCCAAGACUCAGAUAAGAGAUCAAGACAUCUGUCGGACUCUGGAACAAAUCUCUCUCAGUGUGAAGGAGAAAGCUCGAGAAAAUGGUAAAACCAAGAGACCACACAAUAUGUUGCGUACAAGCUACAGCAACGAAUGGUCUGGCAUGUUGCUGUUCCUUGGUAUGACGACCAAGUACUUCAGUGAAGUACAGACGAAGAAUGGCCCAACUAUUGAGAACAAUUACACACUGAAGAGCUUGGACGAAGAAGGGAAUCUUGUCCUCGAAGACAGUGCAGCGGCAAGAGAGAAGUAUCAGAAUCAGACUUUGGAAAAGGCUAAAAAUCGUUCCAAGAGGAAGCGAGAUGCCAAGAAAUGA
Molecule: messenger RNA, 1029 nt
Organism: Guillardia theta CCMP2712
Lineage: Eukaryota; Cryptophyceae; Pyrenomonadales; Geminigeraceae
Exons: 1
Coding region: 1-1029 (342 amino acids)
Source: RefSeq, a predicted model, not a curated record